AUGAGGAUCCAUGCCGAGAAGAUGGGACUGAUUCCUAAUACUGUCGCUUCCAAUCCAACUUCCACUAGGAUCGUCGUUCCCAACGCUCAACAGGCUCGACCCGACAAUCUCGCCUUCGCGAGGAGAUUCAAUCUCAACAAUCACAAGCAGACCUUUGAGGCCGGCAAUCACUAUAAGGAGAACGGGAUCACAAAGUACCGCGUCUCUGGUACCAAUAAGGCCAUGACGCUCUCUCGAGUCUGCGAAACGUACCAAAGUCAGCACUGGGGUCGAAUGCACGAGCUACUCUUCCCCAAAGGCAGCAUCAAUUUCGGAAUGGGUCGAAUCACACAACUCCUCAAGUGCGGGCAAUGCACUGGCAAUGAUAGGUCACCUCUCGGCCAAUACGGAAGUGUUGCCUCCGCAGACAACCUUCUCCGGGACGUCGCUGCCUCCCCCAUAGACUCACACGGUCACCAUACUAGGACCGAAUUCUAUCGCCUGGCUCACUUUACACGGAGCAAAGACCUUAAUGACGCUUCCAUCAUCCUUGACACCCUUCGACAACCCAUCCAGGGAGGAGAGCUCACCGACACCAGUAUCGGCUCAAGCCGCACUUUGGAAUACGCUACUCUGGCUUUCAGGAUCGAAGAAGAGGAUUUCCUCGGCCCUCACAGUCUACGCGUCCAACACGAUUUCUACAUCGUCGACAAGCUCAAGGCAAGGCGUCGAGUGGAUCCGGGGGCAACGCAUCGUGCUUGA
This is a messenger RNA of Microstroma glucosiphilum, 741 nucleotides long. RefSeq lists its product as hypothetical. Lineage: Eukaryota; Fungi; Basidiomycota; Exobasidiomycetes; Microstromatales; Microstromataceae. The transcript is spliced from 3 exons. The record is from RefSeq and is a predicted model, not a curated record. Bases 1 to 741 code for a protein of 246 amino acids.